Messenger RNA from Cyprinus carpio (common carp), 3593 nucleotides. Its product is annotated as kelch-like protein 14. Gene Ontology annotation, molecular function: protein binding. Lineage: Eukaryota; Metazoa; Chordata; Actinopteri; Cypriniformes; Cyprinidae. The record is from RefSeq and is a predicted model, not a curated record.
GGGUGCGCACUGUGCGUAAAUGUGCCACGGGCUGAAAGUUGCAGUUUCUUCUGCUGUUCUGCCUCAGAUUGGGCGAGAAAUACCGCGCGUGUUGUUGAACGGAGCGAUUGCAUUGUGUUGUUGCCGACCAAAGCGAUGCGCAACCGCACAUCUACGGUGGUGAUGAUGCUGAUGUUGCGGGAGACAAACUAAUUGCUUUUGUAUCGCAUAUCGGGGGGAACGUGUGCAUGCAUUUAUGUCUUGUAAGGGGGUGUGUGUGUGUAUGUGUUCGCGUGGCCGGAUAACAGACAGCGGGCAGUUUGUCGGCUAAAUCGUGGGCUUUGCUUUCCAACAACCAGGUGUAGUUUGUUUCAGCCCGCAGCGACCACCGGAUUUGACGUGCUCACGAACGCAUGCGUGAGAUAUAUAGAUGGGUAUGCAAGGAUGCGUAUGGUUGGGAAAUGCAUGCGCUUGCAUGCUGCAAACUUAUUGCAUUUGCAUGCACGCACGAUGUAUAUAUACCAUAUAUCCGCACAAAUCCAACUUGCAUGCAUGAAUGAAUGAGAUACCUUCAGAAUGCAUAUGCUUUUAUAAAACCGGCUGAUGCAUUUCCAUGCAGUGUAGUGCACCAAUGGCAUUGUUUACUCGCAGGAGGUGUGCGCAGCCCCGAAGUCAUGUCCAGAUCGGGUGACCGAACCUCCACGUUUGACCCGACUCACAGCGACACUCUGCUGCACGGUCUCAACCUGCUGUGGAGGAAGCAGCUCUUCUGUGAUGUGACACUCACGGCACAGGGACAGCAGUUCCACUGCCACAAAGCCGUGCUGGCGUCCUGCUCGCAGUACUUCAGGUCCCUGUUCUCCACGCACAUGCUGAGCAGAGAAGACGGGCUGGCGGCGAAGGACCAAGGCAGCAGCGGCACCCCGUCCUCCUCCCCCGACGACAAGCUCCUGCCCAGCCCUUGCUCCACCAUCAACAACCUGGUGCUGCAGGGCUGCUCCUCCAUCGGUCUGCGGCUGGUGCUGGAGUACCUCUACACGGCCAACGUGACCCUCUCCCUGGACACGGUGGAGGAGGUGCUCUCCGUCAGCAAGAUCCUCAACAUCCCGCAGAUCACCAAACUCAGUGUGCAGUUCCUCAACGACCAGAUCUCGGUGCAGAACUACAAGCAGAUCUGCAAGAUCGCAGCUCUGCACGGGCUGGACGAGACCAAGAAGCUCGCCAACAAGUACCUUGUGGAGGACGUGCUCCUCUUGAACUUUGAGGAGAUGUGCGCCAUGCUGGACGCCCUGCCUCCGCCCGUGGAGUCGGAGCUGGCACUCUUUCAGAUGUCCGUGCUGUGGUUGGAGCACGACAGGGAGACCAGGAUGCACUACGCUCCCGACCUGAUGAAGCGCCUGCGCUUCGCCCUUAUCCCUGCCCCAGAGCUGGUGGAGAGGGUGCAGUCGGUGGACUUUAUGAGGAGCGACCCGGUGUGCCAGAAACUGCUCCUGGAUGCCAUGAACUACCACCUGAUGCCCUUCAGACAGCACUGCAGACAGACCACAGCCAGCAGGAUUCGUUCAAACAAACGGAUGCUCCUGUUGGUUGGAGGCCUGCCCCCGGGUCCCGACCGCCUCCCCAGUAAUCUGGUUCAGUACUACGACGACGAAAAGAAGACAUGGAAGAUCCUUACAAUAAUGCCGUAUAACAGCGCCCAUCACUGUGUGGUUGAAGUGGAGAACUUCCUGCUUUUAUUGGGUGGAGAAGACCAGUGGAACCCUAAUGGCAAACAUAGCACUAACUUUGUAAGCCGGUAUGAUCCGAGAUUCAAUAGCUGGGUACAACUACCGCCCAUGCAGGAGAGGAGAGCGAGUUUCUUCGCUUGCUGCCUGGAUAAGCACUUGUAUGUUGUUGGGGGAAGGAACGAGACAGGUUAUCUGUCUAGUGUUGAAGCCUAUAACCUUGAGACAAACGAAUGGAAUUACGUUUCGUCUCUUCCACAGCCGCUGGCUGCGCACGCAGGCGCCGUGCACAAUGGGAAAAUAUACAUCUCAGGUGGCGUUCACAAUGGUGAAUACGUGUCUUGGCUGUACUGCUACGACCCCGUGAUGGACGUGUGGGCUCGGAAACAGGACAUGAACACUAAGCGAGCCAUACACGCUCUCGCAGGCAUGAACGACCGCCUCUACGCUAUUGGGGGAAACCACUUAAAGGGAUUCUCUCAUCUGGAUGUGAUGCUGGUUGAAUGCUACGAUCCUAAAGCAGAUCAGUGGAGCAUCCUGCAAACGCCCAUCUUAGAGGGACGCAGCGGGCCUGGAUGUGCUGUUCUUGAUGACAGUAUUUACUUGGUGGGAGGCUACAGUUGGAGCAUGGGGGCGUAUAAGUCAUCCACCAUUUGUUACAGCCCAGAGAAAGGCACAUGGACAGAAAUGGAAGGAGAAGUGGCUGAACCUUUAGCCGGACCGACCUGUGCCACAGUCAUACUGCCAGCCUGUUUACCAUUUAACAAAUAACUAUACAGAACGCCGAAUAAUGCGGCCGAGAAGAGGAAAAACCUGUCGGGAUGGAAAGUCAAUCGCUAAACGAAUCAAAUAAAUGAGGAGACUCUCCCUAUGGACCGCCCCCAGCUUUUGAACAGGAGGUGAUGAGGUGUACAGAUUAUUAUUUUUUUACUGGUCUGACAAGAGCACUUUGUUUCUUUCAUACCUAACAGUUUCAAACUGAUAUAAUCAUCGACUUUACGUAUUUGAUGCUCACGUGUGUUGACAUUCAGCUGCUCACAUUCAAUGCUUUUUAAUCAUAAAUGUUUUGACAUAGCACGCAUAAUUUUUUUUUUUUUAAAACAAAUCGACGUACUUUGUGUUUUGUGGAAACCGCCGAUCAAAGACAACUUGGAAGUGGGUUGACAAAGAAAUAUUCAUGUUUUUACAAGCAAAACUCAUGGUUCUGUGUACACUGUAGAGUAGAUAUCAGCUAUUUAAUAUAUAUCACACCAUGUCUGCUUGUUAGAUAUUGUCGCCAUACUUGAGUGGCACAUUGUUAUUUGUACAGAUGAGAGGGGCAUAAAUGUCAAUUACAAAAAAAAAAAACACACAUUUCAGUGGAACACAAGUUAUGAUUUAUUGUUUGAACAAUCAGUAUAUUAUUUAUUUAGCCAUGUGGUAUAUAUGCAUGGUGUGAAGUGGAAAGCUUAUUGUGUUUUAUUGUGGGUACAUAUUUAUGUUAAUAUCUGUUCAUAUCUCACAGUGCCUAUUUUUAGCAUCAGGCUGCUAUAUUUCAUAAAAUUUCCCAUUAUAAGAAUCAGACCUUUUAAAUUGAGUCAAAAUCAUAUAAAUUAUUGGCCUGAUUGGUUUCUCUGAGACGUGAUAUGAAAUCUGAAUGUGUUGCACUGGUGUUUGUCGGCCCUUUUGAUGAGAAAAGGGAAUGUUUUUCAUCGUUGUAAAUAAUCGCUUGCAGUGGAACAUUUUUGUGCUCAUAGGAUUUAUUCUCAAAUCCUGUUAUGUUCUUUACAUUUAGUCUAUGAAAAUAAAACUGAAUUUCUGGAUCAAUAAUCUGUCUGGGCUCCCCCACAACUACACAACACUCCUAUCUAAAAUUGUUUAUGUGUGUUUGGAGUAUUAUAGCAACCUAUU